This is a messenger RNA of Closterium sp. Yama58-4, 1644 nucleotides long. NCBI's taxonomy places the organism in Eukaryota, Viridiplantae, Streptophyta, Zygnematophyceae, Desmidiales, Closteriaceae. The record is from the annotation of a GenBank genome assembly.
AUGCGAGUCCCAAGAACCCCUACACAUGGCAGGCGUGGGGGCUGUUUGAAGCAGCCCAGGGUAGCGCUGCUGCAGGCGCUGGCUCUGCUGGAGUAUGAGUGUGGACUUACUUGCACGGCCAGAGAGCUGUUCAGCCGUGGAAGGAGGGGAGAGUGCUGUGCUGUGUUGCCUUCAUUCUUUUCCCUCUGUCUCCUCCCUUCUCCUCCUGCCUCACCUCCCUUCUCCACCUGCCUCACCUCCCUUCUCCACCUGCCUCUCCUCCCUUCUCCACCUGCCUCUCCUCCCUUCUCCACCUGCCUCUCCUCCCUUCUCCACCUGCCUCUCCUCCCUUCUCCACCUGCCUCUCCUCCCUUCUCCACCUGCCUCUCCUCCCUUCCCCACCUUCCUCUCCUCCUCCCGUCACCUCUCUUUUACCAGGCGUGGGGAUGGAUGGAGUGGAAGGAGGGGCGAGUGUUGUUCUGCGUUGCCUUCAACUCUCCAACCCCCUCUCCUCCCCUUCUUUCCCACCAUUCCCUCCUCCCCACCUACCAGGCAUGGGGAUGGAUGGAGUGGAAGGAGGGGCGAGUGUCGUUCUGCGUUGCCUUCAACUCUCCGCCCCCCUCUCCUCCCCUUCUUUCCCACCAUUCCCUCCUCCCCACCUACCAGGCGUGGGGAUGGAUGGAGUGGAAGGAGGGGCGAGUGUUGUUCUGCGUUGCCUUCAACUCUCCGCCCCCCUCUCCUCCCCUUCUUUCCCACCAUUCCCUCCUCCCCACCUACCAGGCGUGGGGAUGGAUGGAGUGGAAGGAGGGGCGAGUGUUGUUCUGCGUUGCCUUCAACUCUCCGCCCCCCUCUCCUCCCCUUCUUUCCCACCAUUCCCUCCUCCCCACCUACCAGGCGUGGGGAUGGAUGGAGUGGAAGGAGGGGCGAGUGUUGUUCCGCGUUGCCUUCAACUCUCCGCCCCCCUCUCCUCCCCUUCUUUCCCACCAUUCCCUCCUCCCCACCUACCAGGCGUGGGGAUGGAUGGAGUGGAAGGAGGGGCGAGUGUCGUUCUGCGUUGCCUUCAACUCUCCGCCCCCCUCUCCUCCCCUUCUUUCCCACCAUUCCCUCCUCCCCACCUACCAGGCGUGGGGAUGGAUGGAGUGGAAGGAGGGGCGAGUGUUGUUCUGCGUUGCCUUCAACUCUCCACCCCCCUCUCCUCCCCUUCUUUCCCACCAUUCCCUCCUCCCCACCUACCAGGCCUGGGGAUGGAUGGAGUGGAAGGAGGGGCGAGUGUUGUUCUGCGUUGCCUUCAACUCUCCGCCCCCCUCUCCUCCCCUUCUUUCCCACCAUUCCCUCCUCCCCACCUACCAGGCGUGGGGAUGGAUGGAGUGGAAGGAGGGGCGGGUGCUGCGAGCAAGGGAGCUCUACCAGAGGGCAGUGGAGGUCAAUGACUCCUCGCCCAAUGCUGCCAGAGUGUUCCAGGUAGGUCAUCGAAGUCUAGUAUUGGAGGAGCGGGAGGGCAACAUAGGGCUGGCGAGGGCGCUGUUCAAGAGAGCGCUGGCUGCAGACUCCGGCAACUCGGUGGUGUGGCGCUCGUGGGCUGCCAUGGAGGAGAGACAGGGGAACGCCGUAAGGGCAGAGGAGUUAAGGCUCAUGCGGCUGCAGCAGGUGGGUCACUGGUGGUGA